AUGCGAUUAGAUAUUAAUUUAGAUGAAAUAAUCGCAAAAGUAUCCACCGGCUACCGCCUGCCCAAUCCUUCAGAACUUGGUUUUCCUUGUGAGAAGGCUGCGUAUAAUCUCAUGCUUGCCUGCUGGUCCGGCGAACCCGAGGUCAGACCCAGCUUCCGGGAUAUUUGUUUCCUCCUCAAGGACAUUUUCAGUGAAGAUGAGGACAUCUACGCUUCCCUCGAUUGA
This is a messenger RNA of Dibothriocephalus latus, 225 nucleotides long. Lineage: Eukaryota; Metazoa; Platyhelminthes; Cestoda; Diphyllobothriidea; Diphyllobothriidae. The record is from the annotation of a GenBank genome assembly.